Molecule: messenger RNA, 1332 nt
Organism: Trypanosoma rangeli
Lineage: Eukaryota; Euglenozoa; Kinetoplastea; Trypanosomatida; Trypanosomatidae
Exons: 1
Coding region: 1-1332 (443 amino acids)
Source: RefSeq, a predicted model, not a curated record
AUGAUUGCGGAGCCUCAUAGCUUUUCCACGGGCACCCGGCCACGCCGGCAGUCGCGAUUGCCCCUCUUUCACGAACUCUUCGUCCCGUCAUUGUCACCGCUGUCACCAUCAUCAGCGCCAUCUUUCUCCGCAUCUAAGCCGCCAAACCGUUUUCUAGUGCGCAACGUCCGUGUGGAUCCUCCGCUGGGUGUGUCGACGGAUGCCCCACUAUUUAAUCAGACCGGGACGGAGGAUGACGCCAGUCCGCUCGGAUGGCUCUGUCACAAUCUUCGGCUGCUGGAAGAGGGGGAGAACGCGCGGGAGAAGCGUAGGGCGAGUAUGCCAGAGGGAAGUCCACAGUGGCCGCGCUACAUGUUUUCCCCUUUUUGCUGUGGCUAUAUCUACGAUCCUUCAAACGACUCUAAGCUCGCGUUUGUUACCCCGGACAACUACUGUCACUUGUGCCAUGAACCUGUGGAUGUGGCGAUUCGACACUGCGCCUGGUGGGACCACGUGACACGGCUGGUCGCUAUUCGUUUGAUUGCGAUUCAUCCCCGUCGCUGGGAUUCUGCCACACUUUUACAUGAGGCGAAAGGGCUGCUCCCCGCCGCUGUUAUGGCGGAGCCCCGACCCCAUCCUUUUCUGCCUCUCUCAGCAACGGUGGACCCUGAUGACUCCUCUUUGAUGGACAUGCGUUCGUGUUACGUAUUUGAGAGGGAGUCAGUUGUACGGCGAGCCGAGUUGGCAGCAAUCCUGCGCGUCCUGUGUGACGCAAAUGACGCGGACAGCUGCAGUGAUGCGGAGCAGCGUCGCCAGUCGAUCGUGCCUGUGCUGCGGGAGUCAUUGGUGCUCUCACCGAAUGGGAGCCCUGCAGCUAACUUGGGGGAACGAACCUUUCGGGCGUACAUUAGCCGGCAAAUGAGUGUGGCGCUACCGCCCAUGGCGCCGGAGCCCACGACGCGGAUACAGCAGCGUUGUUGGGGGCGGAAAAACCUGGAGAUCAUGUUUGACCUUCUUGGGGUGGCCUCCCUGCAGCGCCUUGUUGGGGCGCCUAGUGUGGCGGAGACAAAGAACGAAAAAGCGACAGUUCUUCGGCAGGUCAUCUACGAACUGGCGACGGCUCUCUCAGAGGGUGAUGUGGUUUGCGCAGAGACACCAUAUGCUGGGCUAAAUUGCACACCAUCAACCGAUGCAAAAGUGCAGACUCGUUUGCUCGUGGAAAUGGCGCUGCAACGCCUUGCACAUGAGUUGAUUCACCUCCACACGAUGCUGCUGAUGGAUCAGGUCUACGAGACUUAUGCGAAAUUGGGGUACCCGAGCGAGGGGAUGCUGGAGAAGAGUGGCUUUUGCUGA